Messenger RNA from Onychomys torridus (southern grasshopper mouse), 1560 nucleotides. Its product is annotated as guanylate-binding protein 6-like. NCBI's taxonomy places the organism in Eukaryota, Metazoa, Chordata, Mammalia, Rodentia, Cricetidae. The transcript has 9 exons. Bases 70 to 1560 code for a protein of 496 amino acids. Gene Ontology annotation, molecular function: GTP binding; GTPase activity. Gene Ontology annotation, biological process: defense response to Gram-positive bacterium; defense response to protozoan. The record is from RefSeq and is a predicted model, not a curated record.
GACCCUAAGAAUGACUCAUGGAUCUUCGCCCUGGCUGUGCUUCUGAGCAGCACCUUCGUCUACAACAGCAUGGGCACCAUAAACCACCAGGCCCUGCAGCACCUGCAUUAUGUCACAGAACUCACUGAGCUGAUCAGGGCAAAGUCUUCCCCAAAUCCUGAUGGAAUAAAGAAUUCUUCAGAGUUUGUGAGUUUCUUUCCAGACUUCAUCUGGACUGUUCGGGAUUUCAUGCUGGAGCUGAAGUUAAAUGGAGAAGACAUCACGGAGGACCAGUACCUGGAGAACACACUGAAGCUGAUCCCAGGCAACAGUCCCAGAGUCCAAGCAUCCAAUUUGCCCAGGGAGUGCAUUAGAAAUUUCUUUCCUAAACGGAAGUGUUUUGUCUUUGACCGGCCAACGAAUGAUAAAGAACUGUUACGAAAAAUUGAGACUAUCUCAGAAGACCAACUGGAGCCUAAGUUCCAGGAACAAACAAGGGCUUUUGUUUCUUACAUCUUCACCUAUGCAAAGAUCAAGACCCUCAGAGAGGGAAUUAAGGUUACUGGGAAUCGACUGGGGACUCUGGUGACGACCUACAUGGAUGCCAUCAACAGCGGAGCUGUGCCUUGUCUGGAUGAUGCGGUGACAACUCUGGCCCAGCGUGAGAACUCAGCCGCUGUGCAGAAGGCAGCUGACCACUACAGUGAGCAGAUGGCCCAGCGACUGAGGCUCCCCACAGACACGCUCCAGGAGCUGCUGGGUGUGCACACGGCCUGUGAGAAGGAAGCCAUUGCUCUCUUCAUGGAGCACUCCUUCAAAGAUGAAAACCAGCAAUUCCAGAAGAAGCUGCUGCAAUUAAUAGAUGAGAAGCAAAGGAUUUUCCUGUUGAAGAAUGAAGAAGCAUCAGAUAAAUACUGCCAGGAAGAACUGAGUAGACUUUCAAAGGCUUUGGUGGAAAAUAUUUCAAAGUUUUCUGUUCCUGGAGGACACAGGCUCUACAUGGGGAUGAGGGAAAAGAUUGAACAUGACUAUUGGCAGGUGCCCAGGAAAGGAGUGAAGGCAAGUGAAGUCUUCCAGAGCUUUCUGCAGUCACAGGCCACCAUCGAGAGUUCCAUCCUGCAGGCAGAUACAGCCCUCACUGCUGGGGAGAAGGCCAUUGCAGAGGAGCGGGCCCAGAAGGAGGCGGCUGAGAAGGAACAGGAGCUGCUAAGACAGAAGCAGAAGGAGCAGCAGCAGCUGAUGGAGGCUCAGGAGAGAAGUCACAAGGAAAACCUAGAGCAACUGAGAACGAAGGUGGAGCAGGAGAGAGAGCAGCUCAUCAAAGACCAUGAAAGAAUGCUGGAGAAGCAGCUGCAGAAUCAGAAGGCUUUGCUUGAAGAAGGAUUUAAGAAGAAAGCUGAGGAAAUGAAUGGAGAAAUACAGCGAUUGAAACAUAACAUCGAGGAUAUGAACAAAAACAGUGGUUCCAUUUUAAACAAAAUUGUAGCAGGAUUCGCCACAGUGAUCUGUGCUCCUGCUUUAUUGCUUAUGGAGUCUGAGGACACCCCAGAGCUGAAGCUGCAACAUGUCCAGAGACUGUAG